AGAUGUCGGCCGACCUUGUAUCUGGGUCGGUCCCUCCUCUAUAUCGCGAGGUUUAUGAGAUCGUCUGUCCAAAUCAAGAACAUGUCGACCGCGAACUAUUCGUGCAAAUGAUGGUGAAAUCCAGUUUGCCCAAGCAAACAAUUAUGCAGAUAUGGGAUGCUGUAGACUGCAACCAGGGUUCACUCACUCGGAAUGGCUUGUACAAGGCUCUGGCACUCACAGCUCUGGCACAACAGGGAAAGGCAAUUAAUGAGAAGUUUCUUGACACCUUCUCGGGGCAAGAAUUACCUAAGCCGACCCUUGGUGACCUGUCUGACCUGAAAGCUUUGAGUGUGAAGAUGCGAAGAGAAAGGAAUCCAAAUGUGCUUGGCUUCAACUACAAUGAAUUGUGUAACCUUGACAUUGUGAAGGUGGAGCUAGUUCCUGAGAAGAAAGGCCUCAUCCUCAAGCAUGUAGAGUAUGAGGUCACAAGUCAGCGCUACAAGACGACUGUUUUGCGUCGCUAUAAUGACUUCCUGGCAUACCAUGAGCUUCUCAUGCUACGGUUUCCAUAUCGCCUUGUUCCACGCCUGCCACCGAAGAAGAUGAUGGGAGCAAAUAGAGAGUUUAUUGAACACCGAAGAAAGUGCCUGCGAAGAUUCCUGAACAUCGUGUCAAGACACCCCCACAUGCAUGAUGACAAGCUUACAAAGUUCUUCCUCACAUUCAAUGGAACAGACACACAGCAUAAAAUCAAGGAACAUUUUCGUGGAAUUCCAGAUGAGUUUAUGACAAGUAACCUUGCAAGUAAAGCAAAGGACAUGGUUCCCAUGGAUACCCAAGUUCAGCUGUCCAACAGCAAGGAGCACAUCCGCCAGCUGUUCAACAGUGUAUCAAAGAUGAAGGACAUUGGAGAGAGGAUGGUCCAGAGGUCGGCAGAGUUUGCUUCAGACAUGCUGCAGUUUGGCAGGGAACUGAGCUCUCUUAGCAAUGAUGCUACACCUGUGACGGCAUGGGCAACGGGCAACAAUGACACGUGGCACCACCUCAAGAAGGGUUUCAAGCAUCUGUCUGUGGAAUAUGCUUCAUUGUCUGACAAGGCGACAGUAAAGGCUGUUGACGAGGAAGAGGGAGUCGUAGAAAAGCUGUCUCUAUUUUUGGACUUGUUGACAGCAUAUCGGGACCUAUGUGAACGUCAUGAGAAGGGUGUCCUCAAUGACCACCAGAGAGCUAUACAGAAGAUGGGCCAGUACAAGAAGAAGAAGAUGUCCGCUACUGUUCAGGGGCCAGAGACAGGAGCCGUUGAACAGUUAGAGCAAAAGAUUUUAGAGCAAGAAGGCCAGAUUGCCAACAUGGAGAACCGGAACUACUACUCCCUCCAUUGUCUGCAGAUGGAGACGCAACUUAUACAUGCAAACCUUGACAUCUUCUAUGAGACAUUGCAGUCCAUGACAGAUGUUGAGGCUAAAGCACAUGCUGAGCUCGCAGCAGUAUGGUCAGAAGUGCGGCCAAUCAUUGAAGGCCUCUAUGCAAGUCUGAAAGACAGUUCACGCCCGUCCUCCCCCACACGAACAUCUCCAAUUGGCUCCCCCAUGAACAAUCACCCCGGAAUCAGUGCGUGAUAUGUGCCUGUGAUGUUUACGUUGUUAUAGUGUCCAUGUCUCACUGUGAUUGGACACAACACCUUCAGAUGAAUUGGAUCUGUUUCAACAAAUCAGGGUGGGAUCAGUUGCACGAGAGAUCCGAAACAUGUUGAAACCUAGUUCACUGUGAUACAGGGGCGAUAAUCUGUACCUGGCAAUCUCAAACAAACUUGCCAUGUCAACAUAUGGGAUGAAAAGGAAAAGAUUUUCAAACACAACAGUAAAACAUGUUGUUUCUGUUUAUACCUAUGAAUAAUAUGUUGGAUCAGUGCUAUACUAUGGUGAAUAAUCUGAUGAUAAGUGCUGUCUGAAUGGAACUAUUAGUAAAAAAUUAGCUGGAAAUGAAAACUUUGCGUAGCAUUAGUGCAAUUAAAGAAAAUACUAUCAAGGAUGUAGAUAUUUGGAAAAUCACUAUGUUCACAUCAUAUGAUGUGUGUUAACACUGGUCAGGACAGGAUUGGAGUGACAGAAACAUGGAUCUUGUGGCAGUGCCCAAACCUAGGGCCACAGUGAGUGCAAUAUGUCAUAUCGCCAGUAGUUGGGAUUGGUAUUCACUGACACAUGUAUUUGAUAUAUCUUACACAAUUCAACUGAUCACCUCAAUUAUGCAGCAAUACCUAUAGGUAAGUAUGAGGAAAAGUAUGAGGACAUAGGAUGUGCGUGUCAUAAAAAAGUGCUUAUAUCAAUUGGUAAAGUUAUGUAACUGCAAAUGAGAUUAUUAAAUGUGUGUAUUUAGCUACUGUUGUUGACAAUGUCAGUGAUCAUUCAUCAUGAUAUAAUGGCCAUAUACAAUUUGAUACUUCCUGAUACAGCACACAAAAAAUAGUCAGAUACAUUAAUUGAAAUUUUAAACAAAUUGAAUAUUUGACACCCUGUCAUUAUCUCAGUAGCUGUAAAUCCUUGAAUAAUCACCCAGCAUUUGAUAAUAUAUAAAAAAUAAUACAUUUUACAGGGCCUAAUAUCUUCCUAAAGAACAUUGUUCAGUACAAUGGCAGGUGGCUUAUUUUGGCAGGUGGCUUAUUCAGGGCAGGGCAAUAUGUAUUUUUUAUUUAUUGUGUUUCUUUAUAUGUCAAAGACUUGUAUUUUUAAGCACUUUCUAUACCUCAACUGAUACAGUAUGGAUCUUUACAGACAUUGAUUGGUAGGAGAAAGGAGCAUUAGGUAUUAAAUUUGUAGACUAAAAUAAAACCAGCCAUUGAUUCAAGGAUUUACGGUAGUCUGUUCAUUUUAAAUACAAUGACCUUCCAUAUGGCUAGAGUGGGAUGACAUAUCAAGAUUAUGGUUAAAAAUAUUAUUAUUUUACAUACGCUCAAAGUACAUUGUCUGGAUUCCUGUUAAUGUGUACAGCCAAUAAUGAUUCUCUGUGUGAGCUAAAGUCUCUGAGAAGUUUUUGUUGUGAUAUAUGUACUGUCUACUAUUUGUACAUGUUAUAUAUAAUCCUUCUUUGCUGACAGCUGUUAAACAUUUGGAUUACAGAGUUUCUGUUCUGUUAACCUUCUUAACUAUUAUAAUUUCUUUAGUUUUGUUAAGUUUGAAAAUUUACGAGAACCUUCAGACAUUAUGGGAUAAUUGAACAAAAAAUCUGUUUGUGACUGUUUAAAAACAUUACUAGCUCUUUAAGUGUCUUUUUUAGAACCUUGAUCCAAAGGUCCAUGUAACACAAAAUGCAAACUAAACUGAAGACUAUGGUUCAUAUGUUUUUGUGGGUAAUCCAAGCUGUCUGGAAAGCAGGGAUGUCCUGAUUCAGGAAGUAGCUAUGCAAUGGGAAGUUUUGUCUGAUGACACAAUACACGAUGUGUCCAGCAAUGUAUCAGUUCAUCUUGUAAUUUUGUCAUGUUUUGCAGAAAGAAAUAUUGACAUUGUUUUGCAGAACCUUUACUUGACCUCCCAUCACUAGAUCAAAUGUUAAAUCCAGGUUAACCAAUUAAAGAGUAUAUCACUGGUUGAUAGAAUCACCUUGUGGAGCCCACUGAACAUGGUCAAUUUCACACAAAACAGCACAGGUUUUUGUUUGUUUCAAGACUAAAGUAUCAUUAUGUGUUAAUGCAUGUGGUAGGCAUAUCAUGACAUCCCUGUUAGGAUGCAUUUGACUUGCAAUUUCAGAAAGUGAAGUGAAAGUACACAGGUUUUAUAUAACAGGUCCAUCAUUUGACAUACAACUUUUGUUUGAUAUUUUGUGUUGCAAGUUCAGGGCAAACGGCUAUUCUGUGCACAGAUGUGACUAUUAUUCCAUGUAACAUCCAGAGAACCUCAGUAGAUAGUUCUCUACCUCACAGCACCCAACAUUCCAGUUUGUUUCACUCGUCUCGGAUGUCAUCGAGAUUAUUCAAACACUUACAGCACCAUGUGAAAUAUGGAUGUGUACUGUAACAGCAGGGAGUUCAUAUAGGCUGUAAUAGUAUGGAGGUUUUCUCUUACCCACUUUGUCAUAUCCCAUAUGAAAAAAAGGGCAUAACAAUUUCAUUAUUCAGAAAGGUACAGUCCUAUUAAACUACUGUCUUUUCUCAGUGGAUUGUCUUUACAUUUAUGAUGAAGGUGAUUUUUGGGAGGAAUGUUAUUAUUCAGAUUGUUAGAUGCCUGAUUCAAGGAGCCAAAUGUUCUUAAAAGGUGUGAUGACUUAACGAUUUGUGUUUCCCAUUUGAUCAUGUUCCAAUUGACAUGAUGUUUGUUAUGUACAUUUCUACUUCAAUCUCUUUUGAAGAUCAUAGGUACUUAAGAGAUAUUGGGUCCUUUUAAUUUCUGAUUUGUUCAGUUAUGAGAUUGAUGUCCCUAUUGAGCUCCUCUAAUAUGAUCUUGAAGAUUUAUCUCCCAUCAGAAAAUUUUACGCAUUUCAUUGUCUAAAGUGAGAGUCAAGAGAAACUUAAAUUUUGCAAGGACUCCUCUGAAUAACCUUUCCAAGUGGCUGUCUCCUUUAGAAGAUGGCAACAUGACCUCAUCUUACCAAAGUCAAAUGAAAUGUGGAACCCUGCACCAUUCUUGAGUAAUAUCAUCUGUGCACUCAAGUUGAAGAAGCUGCUUUACCACGAUUAAACUUAAUCAGGUUUUGUCAACAGUAUUGCCAUGCAUUAAUUACUAUCAUGGUCUAGAAAUGUAAUGUUUGCAACGUAGACAUAAUCUAUUCUUUCUUAUUCCACCUUUGAGAACAAUCAACAAAUGGUUACCUCAGACUGACAACAAUAUAUACAUUUGUACCUGUCUCAGGUAGUAAAGGUAUGUUUAUUCUGUCGUGUUAUAAUGUUAUCCUCUGCUGUCUUGUUGAUUUCAUUGUACAGUAGUGAAACUCACAGUAAGCAGUGAUGACAUCAGUACAUUGUCAUGAAAACUGAUGAGAAAUAAUAAUUUAUGACUUGGGCCAUAUGUCUGAGUAUAGGCAUACUAGUUGGCUUUGCUAGAAGUCAGUAAAACUGGGACUAUGUAAGUUCAGAGUAGAAUCUUUUGAAUUUAUGCAGUAUGUGAAUUAGAGCUAGUGGAUGCAACAUAAUUGUAACCCUGACUGUGAAAGGCACCCAGUGGUGAUUAUUAUAGAUAUUUAAACAAUCACUGUCUAAAAAUAAAUUAUCAUUACAAAGGUCAGACUCCCAUCUGAUGUCACAGCCUUUGCAAUUGUGUUAAUGUGUUUGGUCCAUGAACUUGUCAUUUUGCUAAGUAUGUAGUAUUAGCUUUCAGACGAGGUGUCCUGAAUGUAAUCAUCUGUAUUUCAACAGUGCAAUAUUUAAAUAAGUAAUACUUAAAAUGCUGCUUCACAUUUUUCCUAGUGUACUUGAAUAUUACUACCCUCCCCAAACACUUGCUUAACUAAAACUACUCAAAAUAUGUCAAGAACAUUACUAUCACUUUUCUCCAAUCCUUUUCUCCAGUGCUUUGCCAAUACAAGCUAAGCAAAAUUGUGAUUAUAUGCAUCCUGUAAUAGGUAUUAUAGCACAAACCAGAGGCCUGGAGACACAUAACAUCACAUACACCCAGGGACUGGGAUAGAGAACUUUGACAAUGGGCCAUUUUCAGGAUUAUUAGCCAUUUUCUGAAUUUAGAAUGGGCCACUGCCCUUGUAUCAAUACCCUUCUCGCAGAAAUCUUAUCUGCCUGGAAACAUGGCCAUGCUAGUUGUGUCAAUUGUGGCCUGUUAUUCAGACAUUUGUGCAAGUGUUAUUGCAAAGUAGUGCAUACAGUGAUACUGUAUGCCAUGAUAUUGUACAAAACCUUUGGUCAAUCUAAUGGCUUGUUUAUGUACACUCAUUAUUUUGAAACUCUUGAAUCAUAAAAGAUUUAAUUCCAACAGAGCGAACAGGUGCAUUAUUUUUGGACAUAUGUUAAAUAGCUCUUGCUGUUUGUUUUUUCUUGGCAUUUCACAUUGAUAUGAAAAAUUUACUGAUAAAGUCUUCCUUGAAAGACACAAACAAGUAUACCAAAGACAAAGUUUUCAUGAUUUCUGUGUAACUGAGUGUACAUUAUUUCAGUUGUCAGAAUGGCUGUCAGACUGAUUGCUUUUGCCCAGCAUAGAAUUCCAGUAUUUUGCCAUUAUCAUUGAUCCUCAAUGGCAAACUUUUAGAUUAAUAACUUUUGUCAUCUUUUGACAGUCUUCCUCAUGAGUUAUCUGUGUAAUGUGUUUCAAGUCAUAACAUGAAUGUGUUUCAUGUCAUGAGAAAUAGUUGGCUACAUAUCUCAUUUCAUUUAUGCAGGAGGUCUAUGACCUUCGAAAGAACUGACCCGGUAACUUCAAAUCAAAAGUAAAAGACUCAAAAGGUAUUGAGGAGAUUAAGGUGUUUUCAUAGUGUGAUUCAGGCUGAAAAAAAAUGAUUUGGAUUCUUUUUGUAUGAGAAUAAAAACAUCUGCAAAAAAAUAUGAAAGUAUCUACCCUAUAUUUUUGUAUUUUCCAGCUUAGAUAGUUUCAGAGUAUUAUUUAGUACCUUGGUAAUGUAUUAGUUAAUCUGUGCAAGAUAGCUAUUGUGACUGAAUAUUACACAGAAAAUGAAUGUCAUAAUGAAUGUGUCAGCUUCAAGCAUUUCAUUCACGACAUAUAAACAUCUGUUAAAAAUGUCCUCACAAAGCAAUAUUUCAGUUAUUUCUGAGUCUCUUGCUGAAGGUUUUGUCAUGUUCUGUGGAAAUAUAAUUGAUGAUGAUAAUUACACCAUAUAAAGGCAGAAGAUGGUUGUAUGUGCUACUGCCGUAGAAUGGGGAAAUUAUGUCAGUUAUGUUUUUAAUAGAUCCAUUGAAAUUGACCAGAAACUAGCAGGUCCAUACAUAAGGUACUACUACCUAAAGCCUGAAAUUUCUACUCGCCAUAAGGUUACUUUUAUCAUUACACAAACUGACCAGGGUUAGUACUACUUAUCCCCUGACAUGUGUAUAGCCCGUUUGGCUCAAAAGCGGACCGAUGAAUUGCAAUGUAACUCGAAAACUAAUAAACAUAUGAUACUCAAUGAAACGCUGAUCAUAAUCAAAACAUCAGACCAACUCUGAGGUUUGUUUGCAGAAUCUAUGUCC
Haliotis rubra (blacklip abalone) is the source of this 7102-nucleotide messenger RNA. Its product is annotated as sorting nexin-8-like. Bases 3 to 1601 code for a protein of 532 amino acids. Gene Ontology annotation, biological process: retrograde transport, endosome to Golgi. Gene Ontology annotation, molecular function: phosphatidylinositol binding. Lineage: Eukaryota; Metazoa; Mollusca; Gastropoda; Lepetellida; Haliotidae. The record is from RefSeq and is a predicted model, not a curated record. The transcript is spliced from 14 exons.